Molecule: messenger RNA, 902 nt
Organism: Lactuca sativa (garden lettuce)
Lineage: Eukaryota; Viridiplantae; Streptophyta; Magnoliopsida; Asterales; Asteraceae
Source: RefSeq, a predicted model, not a curated record
AACUUGUUCUUUUUCACAAUAAUGAUCCACACAAACUCGGUGGCCAAAAUAUGAAAGCAAAUAAUACAAGUGUGGCUUAGUUAGAAAUAAUCCUAAAGCUCAGUAGCUAAACGCAUCGAAUCUCAUAAACGGCGUUGAACCAUAUUCCCGGUCGCCACUCGCCACCACCUCCAUGCUUGAAUAGCCACCAAUCUCACCUCCAUUUCUAUUCUUCACUUCUGCCAUUAGUUUUCGCUCUUCGACUCGCACUGAAUCACAGUUCCGAACACGAAACAAAUGGCAAAUGAGCAAGGAGUCGAUGAAAAUCAACCGGAGAAGAUCAACGAGAACCAGGUAGCAAACACCGGCGUUUCAAGCGGCUUUACAGGGAUGAUAUAUGAACAGUAUCGUAAAGCUAAAGAGAACGCCGAAGCUUAUCCUUAUGUAUGGAGUUCCUAUCUUAUCGUCUAUGGUGGAUUUGGUCUCUGGGUAGCAUAUAGAUACAGAAAGCUUCGUAAUACUGAAGACAGAGUCAAAGCUCUUCAAGAAAAACUUCGUAUCCUUCGUCAAGAAAGAGAGCCAACAACAAGCUCUGCUGCAUCGACCAAAAAGAUAACAUCAUCUAAUGAAGAAUCUACCAAAUAGUUUUCAGGUAAUCUCUCUUGAAUUCAAUCCAUUUUCUCAUGAAAAUGCUUUAGCAUGUGGUGAGAUUUUUGGUGACAACUGUGUAGAAACUAGGUUUUUGAAUAUCUGAUCUGUUAGGUCUUUGUACUGAGAUUUUAACUGUGCAUACUGCAUAGAAGAAGAUGAAUUUCGAUCACUUUUGGUGAUAGAUGAGUUAAAUUUUGAUAUUGAGAUAUUCUUGUGAGGAGAGUUUUCAAGAAUUGAAUAAUGUUUUUUGAAUGUGAACUAUAAUUGGUGUU